Molecule: messenger RNA, 3196 nt
Organism: Pezoporus flaviventris
Lineage: Eukaryota; Metazoa; Chordata; Aves; Psittaciformes; Psittacidae
Gene: MICALL2
Product: MICAL like 2
Exons: 17
Coding region: 130-2535 (801 amino acids)
Molecular function (GO): protein binding
Source: RefSeq, a predicted model, not a curated record
CCCCGCCUCCUGCGCGGCGCGGCGCGGCGCGGCCGGACGCCACACACCGGCGGGCAGCGGCCGGGCCGGGCCGGGCAGGGCGAAGGGGUCCCUGAGCACUGCCGCCGGUUGCCCCGGCCCGUCGAGGCCAUGGCGGCCAUCCAGAACCUGCAGCUGUGGUGCAAGCAGCAGUGCGAGGGCUACCGCGAUGUGAACAUCACCAACAUGACCACCUCCUUCCGCGACGGCCUCGCCUUCUGCGCCAUCCUCCACCGGCACCGGCCCGACCUCAUAAACUUCAACUCCCUCAGUAAAGAAAAUGUGUACGAGAACAACAAGUUGGCAUUUCGAGUGGCAGAGGAGGAGCUGGGGAUCCCAGCCUUACUGGAUGCAGAGGAUAUGGUUGCUCUGAGGGUGCCAGACAGGCUGAGCAUCCUCACCUAUGUUUCCCAGUAUUAUAACUACUUCCAUGGACGGUCUCCUAUUGGAGGCAUGGCUGGAAUCAAGCGUCCUUCCUCUGAACCUCAGGAGCAGCCUCUUGGGAAGAAAGCUGUUUCUGAGCCUCCUAAGCCAGUGCCACCAAAGCUGCCUCCUGCCCACCCACCAGCCAGAGCUAAGCCAAAAGAAACCUCCCCCGUCACCACAAAAGGGGUCCUGGCAGACAGCGGGAAUAUCCCAAGCAGCAGCUGUGGGGUCUGUGGGAGCCAUGUACAUCUGGUGCAGCGCUGCUUGGUCGAUGGGAAGCUCUAUCACAGGAACUGCUUCAGGUGCAGGCAGUGUUGGAACAUGCUUCUUCCUGGAAGCUACAAACCUGGGCCAGAGCCCAACACGUUCAUCUGUAUCAGCCACCAGCAGCCAGACAGUGUCCAGAUCUCUGGUCUCCGCAGCACUGGGAGCAAACCUGAGAGUACCCCAGCCCCUUCUGCUGCCAGGGCUUUCCAGAAAGCAGCAGAACCCAAGAAACCAGAGCAGGUGUUGAAGAAACCCAGCCAGGAAGGCCUUGCUAAUUCAACCAAGCCAUCUGUUUCAUCUUCUGGAAGCUCUGGCUUCAAAAGUGUAAAUACUCCAUGGUCCUCUUCAGCUGUACAUAAAUCAGAUGACUGCAAAGGUACCCCGUUAGGAAAUAAACCAGAUCAUCGUGAAGGUGCCCCCCCAAGGCCUCCUUGGACACCCUCCACAACAAAAACACAGCAAGCCCGAGAGCAUUUCUUUCAGUCAUUGGAGUCUUCCAGCAAUAAACCCUCUGACACUAAAACCCAAGUCCUUUCUCAUGGCCCUGCUAAAACUUCCUCUGCCAAAGCCACUACUGAGGUCCGUCCAGUGAAUGCUGCGAAGGAUCAGGCACGUAACCAUAUUAUACAGGCUCUGGCUGGAUCAAACACCUCUCCAAAUAAGCCAGGAGGACUCAGUUCCACUGGCUUCUCAGCAUCCAGCAGUGGCAAAUUUUCUCCCACCAAUUCUCAGUGGCAGAGUCCAGCUCCAAAAGCACAGCCCAGCAAAAUAGGGUACACAGCACUAAAACAGGAAAAGAUUACAGACCCUCUGCCCAAGAGCCAAGCUGCCAGCAGCAAACCUGUUUACUCUGUGCACAAGCCAGAGUCAAAAGGCAUCAAAGGAAGCAUGAGUGCUGGUGAAGACAAGUCUGAGAGCCCAUCAGACUGGAGAUCUCGGUUGAAGCCUGUAGCAUACAAAGACCAAAGUGGCACUGAGAAACCUACUGGUAACUCCCAGGUGGGAACAGGGAGUCCAGAACACAAGGAGACAAAGCCAAGCCCAUUAGUUGUCCCAUCAGCAAAGCAGGACUCUGCUUCAUCUGGUGGAUUCAUGAAGAAGUUGAUCCCCAGCUCGGAUCUUGUCAGGAGCUGUCAGAAUUCAAAGCAAGGCUGGGAAGUCCCUGGGGGCUCAGCCAAGAAGGAGGAAGAGGGCAGCCAGUUGAAGAAAAGCACUACCAUAGUUAAACCCUCUGCUCCGAAAAGUACCCAGAGCCCUGAAGCAGUAUCCCCAACCAAGCUGCACCCAGACUACCUCCCCGAAGAGGAAAUCCAGGGCAAGGUGCGUGACAUUGAGAAGCAGCUGGAUGAGCUGGAAUUGAAAGGAGUGGAUCUGGAGAAGCAGCUGCGUGGCUGCGAGGGAGAUGAGUCUGAGGAUGCUCUCAUGGUGGAUUGGUUCAAACUGAUCCAUGAGAAACAGCUGCUGCUCAGGCAGGAAUCAGAGCUGAUGUACAAGAUGAAACAGCAGAAGCUGGAGGAGCAGCAGUGGAACAUUGAGAUGGAGCUGCGACACCUCAUGAACAAGCCAGAGGAGCUGAAGACGCACAGGGAGAAGGAGCGAGAGAAGGAGCUGCUGGAGUCAUACCUAAACACGGUCAAUGAUCGGAAUAGCAUUGUGGAGUGCUUGGAUGAGGACAGGCUCAGAGAGCGAGAGGAGGACCAGAUGUUGGCAGACAUGAUCCAGAAGUUGGAUGGAUCUCUGGCUCCUGGCUCUCGAGAGAAGAAGAACAAGUUCUGCUUAUCCAGAAUAUGGAAGUCAAAAAAUAAGAGUAAAGCUCAGGAGUGAUGUUCCUUUGCCCAGUGGCUCAGCAGGGGCUAUCAUAGGUAUGUUCCUUCCUCGCUGCUGCUUUCCUGGAGUCCUGCAGGACUGUGAUGAGGUUCUUCUGCUCCCUGACAUGGAGACUGCAGGUUUGUCAACCAAAGGGACAGUGCGAAUCCCCUCUGGCCCUGGUAUGGGGGUCAAGGAUACCUUUCCCAGAAGGUGGACUUUAAAGAGUGUUUUCCUUCUUUGGAUCUAGCUCAGAGCUGGCUUCAGCCCUGUUGUCAGCUCAGGAGGGCAGAGCUCAAUUUGCCCAGCCACUGCUCAGGUCAUUGCAUUCCUGAAUGCAGGAGCAUGGCGCUUCAUCACCCCACAGUGCCCCACUCGUGUCAGCCAGGGCUGCACUAAGGGCACUGUACUGGUCUGUAAAAGGGCUACAGUCCCUCCCUCUCUGCAUGUGCUGUGGCUCUUUGGCCAGGAUCAGAGACACAGGGAGGUGCUAUGGGGUGAGAGAGAUUGAGGGUCUUCCCUGUUGUAAUCUGGAGCUGCAGGCCCCACAGCUGGGAGGAGGCAGAGAGCAGAACCCCCUCUGUAUCUGUGGGGUGGAAUGUCCUAGAACCAGAUUGUUUCAGCAGUAAUGCUUUUGCUUCCAGACCUCCUUUUGGGGAGUGUCUGCAGGCUAGUUUCC